CUCUUCGACAAAAAUAAACGAACAUUAGAGCUCCAUCCGACCGUUGUUCUGCACACAACGUACCCCGCCAUUUUACUCGUGUCAGUUAUAGCAUCAACAUUCAUGAUUCACGUGCUAGCAGAUUCGCGUCACACGUGCGGGCGUGUGUCAACUCACUCUCCUAAAACAGAGUCGCCCUCACCUGUCUAUAAAUACGCAGCUCGAAGCAUCACCAACAGCAAUCGAAUCAGUUACUUGACAGAUCAGAACAUGGAGACCACCAGCCAUGAACCAGCGAAGCUUCGUUCUGAGUUCGUUCGAGUUCUUCGCAGUCGACGAUCCGCCGAAGUUCCGCUUUCUGUGGAACCUGGAAAACCUGUGGCACAUCCUUUGUAUCAGGAAACUCCUCGGCCACACUUCAGUGAGGCAAUGGAAUCUUGCCCAAAGGCAGACAUUCUCAAUUUUAAGAAGUUACUUGUACAGGAAAACUUAUACCUGACCACAGAGGCAGGAGAGCAGGGGCGCUUGCCUGUGCUGAUUUUGAGCAUGAAGGAGAGCAAUCAACUAAGAAGGCCAGCUGUUGUUUUUCUGCAUAGUACACAUAAAUGCAAAGAGUGGUUGCGACCAUUGCUUGAGGCAUAUGCUUCUCGGGGAUACGUAGCUGUUGCCAUUGAUUCUCGGUACCAUGGGGAACGUGCCAGGGGAAUGACCACCUACCGAGAUGCUCUUGUAUUAUCAUGGAAGAAAGGUGAUACGAUGCCAUUCAUAUUUGAUACGGUGUGGGACUUGAUAAAAUUGGCAGAUUAUCUUACACAGAGGGAGGAUAUAGAUUCUUGUAAGAUAGGAAUCACCGGCGAAUCACUUGGAGGAAUGCAUGCUUGGUUUGCUGCUGCCGUUGACACCCGCUAUACAGUGGCUGUCCCCAUAAUUGGUGUUCAGGGGUUUCGAUGGGCCAUAGAGCAUGAUCAAUGGCAGGGUCGAGUUGACAGUAUCAAGGCUGUGUUUGAAGAAGCACGAAUUGAUUUAGGCAAAAGCGAAAUCAACAAAGAAGUGGUGGAGAAGGUCUGGGACAGAAUAGCUCCUGGUUUAGACUCCCAGUUUGAUUCACCACACACAGUACCGAUUAUUGCACCCCGUCCUCUUCUGAUUUUAAAUGGUGAAAAGGAUCCUCGUUGCCCCCUUGCAGGUCUGGAGGUUCCCAAAUCAAGAGCGUGUAAGGCAUAUGAGGAGGCCCAUUGUUUGGAUAAUUUCCAGCUGAUUGCACAACCUGCAAUUGGGCACCAAAUGACGCCAUUGAUGGUGAAAGAAGCAAGUGAUUGGUUUGACAAGUUCCUCAAGUGAUAAUGGCUUCUCACCCCACUCGGCUAUAUCAUGUACAUGUGGUAAUAAAAUUGGGGGAUGACACUUUGCCCCCCCCUAAAAUUUUCAAUUUAUCUGCUCAUAGAUUAAAAUUUUCAUAUCACUUUGAAUAUUUCUAAAUGGUGGCAACAUGUCCCAUUUUACCUUUUUCUCCCCAAAUUAUGCACCAAAUUUGGGGGCAAAAAUAGGUAUGGUGUUACCAUUUAAAAAUUUGAGGGCAUAAUAUGAGAUGUUUAAUCUUUGAAAGAUAAAGUGAAAAUAUUACAUUGGCAAAGUUCAUGUUUGCGUACCUCAACUAAUUUCUUCUUCGAUUGGGUCAAAAAUAUGGCAUACACGUUGAAAUUAAGGUAUUUAUGAGGGAUAAAUCUCUAGUGAUCUGCUCUUAAAGGAUUGUCAAGAUUUGAAUUCAAGAUAUUUGAGUUAGUUUAAUAAAAUGUGUUGCAAGUAAAGACAUCUCUUAUUAAUUAUUAUUCCCGUUUGUAGCUAAGUCAUAUAUAUGCACAAAUGCUUGCUCUAAUUUGGCCUGUUUUUAUUGUUAUUUAAACAAA
This is a messenger RNA of Ilex paraguariensis (yerba mate), 1886 nucleotides long. The record is from the annotation of a GenBank genome assembly. Lineage: Eukaryota; Viridiplantae; Streptophyta; Magnoliopsida; Aquifoliales; Aquifoliaceae.